AACUUUGUGUAUGAAGAAGAAAGUAGCCCAGGUUGGGUAGCUGCUCCAGACAUGUCAGAUAACUGACAGGAAUGGUGACUUGGCCGCAGUAGUUAGUGAGUCAUCAAAAAGUUCCUGAAAGCUGAAGUAAGGAUUUUGGAGCACGAAACGUCAUCAGGUGCCCUGGGUAGAGGGUUAACAACCCGGUAAAACGUUAAGACCGCGGGGCUUUGAUAUCUGACAAACGCUUGUUAGCUAGCAUUAGCUGCUGCCUAGCUGCGGAGAGAAGUACCACCAGGUUUCAGCCAUGUCUGCGGCCGGGGACUUCGGAAACCCUUUACGAAAGUUCAAACUGGUCUUUCUGGGGGAACAGAGUGUGGGGAAGACUUCGCUGAUCACCAGGUUCAUGUAUGACAGCUUCGACAACACUUACCAAGCCACAAUAGGAAUAGAUUUCCUGUCGAAAACCAUGUACCUUGAAGAUCGAACAAUCAGGUUGCAGUUGUGGGACACGGCGGGGCAAGAGAGGUUUCGUAGCCUGAUCCCGAGUUACAUCAGAGACUCAGCUGCUGCGGUCGUAGUGUACGACAUCACAAAUGUCAACUCCUUCCAGCAAACCACAAAAUGGAUUGAUGAUGUGAGGACGGAGAGAGGAAGUGAUGUCAUUAUCAUGUUGGUGGGAAACAAGACAGACCUUGCAGACAAAAGGCAAGUAUCUAUUGAAGAGGGUGAGCGGAAAGCCAAAGAACUAAAUGUAAUGUUUAUUGAGACUAGUGCGAAAGCGGGCUACAACGUGAAGCAGCUCUUCCGUCGUGUGGCAGCCGCCCUCCCCGGCAUGGAUAACACACAGGACAAGAGCAGAGAGGAGAUGAUAGACAUUAAACUGGAGAAGCCACCGGAGCUACCGGCCAGCGAAGGAGGCUGUUCCUGCUAAUGCCGGCUAAUGUCAUAAUGACAUAAAGCAACAUAUUUCUCUUACCUGCUUUUUUUCAAAAAAAGAUGUGGCAGCCGCCUCUUCCCCAGUUUGAAAGAGAACACUACAGCCGUUAUUCCUGCGCUCUGGAAAGCUGCUUUUUGAUCCGGAUGCUCUGAAAGUCAUAAAUCUCUUAAAUUGAAUAUUUGCACUGUAACACACAUGUUGAAACCGUAUCCACAGCUGUUGCCUGUCAUUUCAAACAAACCGAGAUGGGGGCUGAAGAGUAAUGGGUGUCUAAAGAUGACCCUUUGAACCAAACUGAAAGAAAGAUGACGUGUGUUUUUGCAUUAAAGCAUGUGAUGAAGAUUGAGAAUAUUGUUUAAAAAAGUUAAAUAUUGCUUUAAGGUUAAUAAGCACAAUAAUAACACUGUUCUUUGUUGUUUAACUGUCUGGACACGGUCGCACAAACACACUAACUACAAGAGCAACACUAUCACUGCGUCGUCCCCAUUACCGUCCUUCCUCUCUUCCCACACUUGUCCCUUGAGAUGGUUUCUUUCUACCUGGCUUCCAUUUUCUAUUACCUUUUAUUUUUGAAUAGAUCUCUAAUUAUUUUUUCUAAAGAUUACAGCUAUCAUAGAUUAAAACUACUGCUUUGAAGUUAGUGCUUGAGAAGUAUUUUCUCAUAUAUUAUAAGAGUCCUAAUCAUGAAAACCCACUGUAAACAUUAGAUAUGGAGAUAUAUGCCUUUUGGAGUUUAAUUGUAGAAGACUUCCUUGGUUUUGGGUUUAAGUAGUUAAGUUUGUUAUGAUGUUUUAUGAACACUUUAAAGACUUUUUUCUGCUUGUUUCUAUUUUGUUGGCAUUGCUCAUUUGUUAGUGAUUAUUCUACAUGUGUAUUUAAUCCACAAUGACUUGUAAUAUUUAUUUUUAUUGGAUUCAUGUUUCCUUUUUUUAUGGCUGUUAAUAUCUACACUUCUGGUGAAUCACUAAUGAGAUAUGCAUCCGUCUGAAACACCUGUAACUGAAUCAGCAGCGAGCCUGCUGCUCCCUCUACCACCUCUGGAUGGUAAUUUGAUCAUAGUGAUAAUACAGUGCAAUGUUUUUGUGGACGUAUGGAGGAGAGUCUGGUUUGUAUAGCAAAGUAUUCCUUAACGUUUGUCUCUGGAAUGAUUUUAAAUGAAAGAAUAAAAAACACACUUGUCAA
Messenger RNA from Eleginops maclovinus (Patagonian blennie), 2101 nucleotides. Its product is annotated as ras-related protein Rab-6A. Gene Ontology annotation, biological process: vesicle-mediated transport. The transcript has 8 exons. Gene Ontology annotation, molecular function: GTPase activity; GTP binding. The record is from RefSeq and is a predicted model, not a curated record. NCBI's taxonomy places the organism in Eukaryota, Metazoa, Chordata, Actinopteri, Perciformes, Eleginopidae. Bases 287 to 913 code for a protein of 208 amino acids.